Messenger RNA from Hydatigera taeniaeformis, 939 nucleotides. The record is from the annotation of a GenBank genome assembly. NCBI's taxonomy places the organism in Eukaryota, Metazoa, Platyhelminthes, Cestoda, Cyclophyllidea, Taeniidae.
AUGCCUCGCUCUGAUAGACAGGCGGAGGGUUAUCGGAUUUUUAUCGGUGGAGUCGAUCCGAGGGUCGGUAAAGUCGAGUUAGAGCGUGAAUUUGACCGCUUCGGUACAAUUGUGGAUGUGUGGGUAGCUCGUAAUCCUCCGGGCUUCGCUUUCAUCGUCUACAAACACUUGGAAGAUGCUGAGAAGGCCAUCAGGCGAAUGGAUAGGAGUAGUCCCUUCGGUUCGCGGCUCCGGGUUGAACACGCCGCUAAUUCUCUAAAGUACAAGUUAGAGGGUCGUCGCAGGUCCCGCAGUCGGAGCAGGAGGCGCAGGAGUCCGUCAUCCAGACGCCGGAGAAGUCCUCCACGCCGUCGUUCAAUAAGCCGACGUCGAGAUAGGAGCGACAGUCGCAGGUAUGGACGAUCGAGUUCGCGGGUUAGACGGAGGUCCUGGCGCCGCCGGUCCAAUUCACGGUCAGCGUCCCGACGGUCACGAAGCGGUCGUCGUUCACGUGAAGAUUCUCGUUCCGUCAAGCGUUCUCGAGAUCGUUCAGGUUACUCGCCUCGUCGUCGCUCGGUUUCUCGUGACCGUUCUGGGUCAAACUACGUUUCGAGAGACCGGUCUGCCUCACGGGAGGCUUCUGACCGAAAGCGCGUUCGUGUUUCUGGUUCCCGCAGUCGGUCUAUGUCUCGUCGAUCUCCCUCAAGGGGGUCUCCUGAUAGGCGGUCUAGAUCGGUUUCUCGCAACAGCUCUCGGGACCGAUCUGGAAGUCCAGUGAAUCGCGGUGAGAACGGAAAUGAUUCAAGGCACAGUGGAAGUAGGCAUUCCUCUCGUUCUCAGUCCAGGUCGCGGUCCCCCAGCCGUCGCAGUGGUGGUCGUACGCCGUCGCGAUCCGGUUCGAAUUCGCCUCGUCGCGAACAGUCAUCCGAUGGUGAAGGAAGCGGGAACAAAAGUGAAUAA